AUGGGAUUACUAAGGCCGAGGGAAAGAGUAAUUGUUAAUGCUAUAAGGAGGGAAAGCAGAAUAAAAUACAAAGCGAAGCGCAUGCAUAAACGAUUUCGAUCAUGGGCUCAACAAAGAGUACGAGAAUAUUGGCUUCCAAUGAAUGUGUGCUUAACAAGUCAGGUAGAUUUAAUGGAUGGACAAUACAUUUCUGCGUGUGUGCAAAAAGCUGCAACUUUAAGAAAGCAUGAUUACGAAUUGUGGAAAGGAUAUAGUGAAAGGAUUUUAGAAAUAUGUGAAACGUUAACACCUCAACAAAUCGGAUAUAUAUUUUAUGGAAUGGGAAAAAGUCGAUUUUUAAACACCAGAUUUUAUGAAAAAAUAUUAACAAGUGUGCAAAAAAAAUUACCUAGUUUUUAUAGCCAUCCUUUAAUGUGUAUUGCUUGGUCAUUAAAUAGAGUAUUAAUUAAGAAUGAAGAAUUUUUCACCAUUUUUUGCCAAACAGUUAUUGAAAAAUUUGAUGAUAUUAGAGUAAAAGAUUUAAUAAAAAUAAAUAACGCCAUAGCCAGGUUAGGUAUUAAUAAUAAAAAUUAUAAAAAAAUUAUGAACAGUCAUAUAAUAAAUAAAUUGGAAACAAUAUUUGCUCAAGAUUUUCGAAACGUUAUUAAUGAUGUUACUUUAAUUAACCUAUAUGAAGAUGAAGUUAAGAAAUAUAUCUUAACAAGAUUUAGUAACAUGUUUAUAUGUGCAAGGCCACAACAUUACAAAAGUGCAUAUAAAUCAGCAGUAGCUGUAAGAGUAUUAUUUCCAAAUGUAUGGAAUUCCUUGUCAAAUAAGGUAAAAAGUUUUUAUGUUAGACUAAGUAUGAGAAGAAUUCCAGAAAAAUGUAGAAAACCAUCUGAAUUUCAAUGGGAGGUUUCUAACUGUUUAGCCAAAUUAGGUAUUAGUCAUAGAAAUACAUUUCUAUGGGGUUGUUAUUUUAUAGACAUAGGAGAAACGAAUGAAAAAAGAAAUUGUUGGUUCAUAGAUGGGCCAUCUUGUUUUUACACGUCCACAAAUCAAUAUACUGAAAGCGUAAAAUUAGAACAUAGAAUUCUGCAUGAUCUUGGAUGGAACAUCAGGAGAAUUGUUUGGCUAGAUUGGAUACAGUUUGAAAAUGAUUGGAAUAAAAAAGUUAGCUAUGUAAAAGCACAACGGCAGAACCAACCCAUGGGUAAAACACUAACUCAUAUGCCUCUCAUCCCUCCGGAUGAAAUCAAAAAUAAAUUGAAUCAGCUAAAAAAGUACAAAGUUGUGAAGGAGCAGCAGAAAAUGGAAAAUCAGGAAAAGAUACACCUCAUCAUGUGA
Messenger RNA from Plasmodium gonderi, 1326 nucleotides. Its product is annotated as Secretory protein. Bases 1 to 1326 code for a protein of 441 amino acids. The transcript has a single exon. Lineage: Eukaryota; Apicomplexa; Aconoidasida; Haemosporida; Plasmodiidae. The record is from RefSeq and is a predicted model, not a curated record.